This is a messenger RNA of Hordeum vulgare subsp. vulgare (domesticated barley), 1063 nucleotides long. RefSeq lists its product as uncharacterized. The coding region runs from base 297 to 908 and encodes 203 amino acids. The record is from RefSeq and is a predicted model, not a curated record. NCBI's taxonomy places the organism in Eukaryota, Viridiplantae, Streptophyta, Magnoliopsida, Poales, Poaceae. The transcript is spliced from 2 exons.
CUCACUUUCCCCACUUCAUUCUCUCCACCUUGAACCCGAACCCUAGUCUAAACCCUAGUUGAAUCCCCUCCCCCACUGCGUCGAUUCGCCUCGAUCCGGCGUGAAUCCCCUUCCCGUUCCCACGGCAGCGGAUCCUCACCCGAUUUACGGCUCGCCGUCACCCCGCUGCGACCUUGUCCCGCAACCCCGCCAUGGCUACGGAUACAUUUCGGAUCAACUGACUGCAAUCGCGGAUCCCCUUCUCCGCUCCGCACAAGGGGAAGAGCAUAAUCCAAGCUGCCGUGCGUAGAUCCACAAUGGCGGAACCGGCAGGCUGGUCCGCGCUCCCGUCCGAUCUGCUCAACCGCGUCGCAGACCGCCUCCUCGCCACCAACGACGUCGACUACUACAUGGACCUCCGCACAGUGUGCAGCCCCUCGAGCCGCGCCACCGACGACCCCAAGAACAUCCCGGAUCCCCGGUUCCGCCCGAGCCAGUGGAUAGUGAUCGACGAGGUCAUUCGCACGACCUGCAUCAACUUCCAGCGCCACACGCCCCUCCUGGUUAACACCGCCACAGGCCGCGCACUCCGCGAGUACCUGCCGAUGCUCCGCAACUACUAUGUCAUUGCCACUACACACGGCAGCUUCUUCGUCCUCGCGGACAGGAAGCCCCCUCGCGCCGCGUGCGUCCUCAACCCGUUCACCGGCUACCUUGUCCGUUUUGCGGCGCCCAUGGUCCCCGACAUGGGUGCUCCUGCUGCCGCUCUCGUUGGUUCUACACUCGUCUUGAUUUACGAUGAAUAUGUACAAUGUACAUGGCUGAUCCUGGCAGCGGAUGUUUCACUGAGUUUCAGGACUGGUAUCCUGACAGUGGAUGUUUCGACGAGUCUCGGGACUGGUAUGCUCAUAAGAAGCCGGGCUUCUUAGGAUUUAUCUACAGUGGUGUUGAUUUGGGCGACAAGAUCCACGGUCUGAUGAGUUCGUUCGGUGUUCACCCAAAUGAAUUGUGCUAUUAGUGCGUUGCUUUUCUCUUCCGAUCCUUUUGUUGCAUACUUAUAUAUUGCUUAUAUAUUAUUUGUGAA